GGAUCAAUUUACCGUACAAUGAUAUGAUUCGUUUGUUUCUACACAAUGCAGCUAAAUCCAUUACAUACUCAUCCACCCCUUCUCUUUUUCCCUCUCUUCUAAUGUAUUGUUUCUUUUCCUUCCCUUCUCUUUCUCUUCUCCAGCCAAAAAGCUGAUCACUUCUUUCAUAUCUUAAGUUAUAUCUUAGCUAUAUCCAUCAGUUCUCUCACCGGAGAGGUUGAUUAGUCAAAUUCAUUGUUCUGCUUGUCUUCCAACCUUGGCCAUGACGAUCUCUUACCGCACCGCCGUCACCAUCGUCCAAUUUAUUUUCUUCGCACCAGCUGCACCUCUUGGAGUCUGGCUCUGCUUCAAAGAUGGUCUCAAGCAGGCAAGCACUUGGCGCUUCGUCGCGACGUUGUCAAUACUUCGCGUGGCCGGCGAUAUCUCCUAUUUCAUCUCUUUGUCGCAUCCAGGUGUCAGAGUCGAAACCUCUGUCAUAGUCUGCGAACUGCUAGGUCUGGCUCCCCUUAUGCUGAUCUUGGUCGCAUUCGUGGCUCGCGCAAAUCAAACUACAAAAUCUUAUCCAGGAAAGGCCUCGCUCACCAUAACGUGCGCCUCACUUUCUGGUCUCAUCCUGGGUGUAGUUGGAACCGACCGUGCUCUUGAGAGGGCUACUACCACCAGUGAUGUAGGCGGCAACAAACUGAUUGAAGCCGCCUUAGGACUCUUCAUGGCUGGCUACGGCAUCAUGCUGAUUGGAUUCUUCAUAGUCCUCACGGACGUUCUCACCCACCCCAGCAAACGUAUCGCCCUAGGAAAGGAAAUAGGUCUUCUCUACACAGUUGCCCUAGCGGCACCAUUCGUGCUUGUACGAUUCAUCUACUCGGCCAUCGGAGACUACGGCCAGAGCAAGGAUUUUAGCGUUCUCUAUGGAAAUAAUACGGCCUACCUCUUUAUGGAUGUUUUGAUGGAGAUUAGUUCUGUUGCUAUCUGUCUCAGCUCUGCCUUCUUCGUCCCACCACCAUCUAAACCAGUGAGAGAGGAAGAGCCAGAGGAGGAGACGAAGGAGGAGACGAAGGAGGAGACGACUGAGAGGAAUAUUCAAGCAAAUGGGGAGCAGGAUCAAAAGAAUACUGGCGGUCUCACGACUACCAUUGAGCCUGAUGUCACUGGCAUUCAAGCAAAGGAGGUGGGGCAAGAGGAAAAGAAAGAUGAGACUGUGAUUGAGCCGAAGGUUCAGAAGGGAGCCGCAGAAGAGAAAAAGGUGGCGGAGAUUGUUUGAGAAGAUGUAGUUGAAACUGUUUGACAAAGGAUAUUUUCUCCCAAAACUGAGAGGAUUCAGAGACGCAAGUGGAUUUGACAGCUGAAUGUCCUAGCAUCAUCGUAGUCAAAGAGUUGUUGCAAUCAAAUGGCGCAUGUAUACAUUCAGAGGUUUCUACAAGAUUUUUAGGGUAGAUUUGGACAGCCGAAUACGUUUUAUUAUUUAUAAUCUCA
Molecule: messenger RNA, 1473 nt
Organism: Botrytis cinerea B05.10
Lineage: Eukaryota; Fungi; Ascomycota; Leotiomycetes; Helotiales; Sclerotiniaceae
Exons: 2
Coding region: 263-1261 (332 amino acids)
Source: RefSeq, a predicted model, not a curated record